AUCCUUGAUACUCAGUCCAGCGAGUCCUCUCUUGGAAAUUCACCUACGAACACAUCUGCCUAGGUCCACAACACGGGGCUAGGUGGGGACUGCCAGCAUGUGCAAAGGCCCGGAGGCUGGAAGGUUGCCCUGGGGAAGGAAGGAGGGAGGUGGGGAAGCCAGCCUAUGCCCUACUUCCCUUGCCCCACCUGCCUAAGGGCGAGGGUCCUCGGGCCUGAACCCACAAUAGGAGACCCCACAGCCCCCAGGGCGCCGGCGACACUCUGGGCAGGUCCCCAAGCUGUGUGCUUCCCGCUGCCCCGGCAGCCAGCGUCCAGCUCAAGGCCUGGUAAUUGUAGGUGUUAUACUUGUAGGAUUCAAGGCGCAAACCCAGCAAAGGCCCGAAGAGCAAAGGGGCCCGCCCGAGGGCCACAGAGAGGCAGAGCCGCUUGCGGCCCUGGAGCUGGCUCAGGCCCCAGGCAGGGCUGGCUCAGGUCCCAGGGGCAGCACGUGCGAGGCCCCGGGGCUCUCGGUGUGUCGAGGGUGCACUUCCUGAAUAAGCUGGCGGGGCCGGCAGGUCCUGGAGGCUUUCUGGAGAUAGUCGGAAGGCGGGACCCGGGGGCUUCCGGGUGGAGGAGAAAGGCGGGGCGCCGGCGGAGGAUCCGUGGCCUACGCUGCGUCCCCGAAGCCGCGGGGGAGCGCAGGAGGCGGGGCGGGCGGCGCCGAGAAACAGCGGCUGCGGGCAGGCGGCGGGAGCAGGGGACGCCGAGCAGGCCGCCACCGCCGAGCAGCCCUCCAGCCGUCCGUGCGUCCGGUCAUCUGUGCGUCCUCCGCGGAGCGGCGGCGGGUCCGGUGGCCGAGCCCAUGCAGCCGCGCAGCGAGCGCCCGGCCGGCAGGACGCAGAGCCCGGAGCACGGCAGCCCGGGGCCCGGGCCCGAGGCGCCUCCGCCGCCGCCGCCCCAGCCACAGCCGCAGCCGCCGGCCCCAGAGGCAGAGCGUGCACGUCCGCGGCAGGCCCGGCCCACUGCCCCCAUGGAGGGUGCAGUGCAGCUGCUGAGCCGCGAGGGCCACACUGUGUCCCACAACUCCAAGCGGCACUACCACGAUGCCUUCGUGGCCAUGAGCCGCAUGCGGCAGCGCGGCCUUUUGUGUGACAUCGUCCUGCACGUGGCUGCCAAGGAGAUCCGGGCGCAUAAGGUGGUGCUGGCCUCCUGCAGCCCCUAUUUCCACGCCAUGUUCACAAAUGAGAUGAGUGAGAGCCGCCAGACGCACGUGACUCUGCAUGACAUCGACCCCCAGGCCUUGGACCAGCUGGUGCAGUUUGCAUACACGGCUGAGAUCGUGGUGGGCGAAGGCAAUGUGCAGACUCUGCUCCCGGCCGCCAGCCUCUUGCAGCUGAAUGGCGUCCGUGAUGCCUGCUGCAAGUUCCUGCUCAGUCAGCUCGAUCCCUCCAACUGCCUGGGCAUCCGGGGCUUCGCCGACACACACUCGUGCAGCGACCUACUCAAGGCGGCACACAGGUACGUGCUGCAGCACUUCGUGGACGUGGCCAAGACCGAGGAGUUCAUGCUGUUGCCGCUGAAGCAGGUGCUGGAACUGGUCUCCAGUGACAGCCUGAACGUGCCUUCGGAGGAGGAUGUCUACCGUGCCGUCCUGAGCUGGGUCAAGCAUGACGUGGAUGCUCGGAGGCAGCAUGUCCCUCGGCUGAUGAAGUGUGUGCGCCUGCCCCUGCUGAGCCGGGACUUCCUACUGGGCCACGUGGAUGCCGAGAGCCUGGUGAGGCACCACCCUGACUGCAAGGACCUGCUCAUCGAGGCCCUCAAGUUCCACCUGCUGCCCGAACAGAGGGGCGUCCUGGGCACGAGUCGCACGCGGCCCCGGCGCUGCGAGGGUGCUGGCCCCGUGCUCUUUGCUGUGGGUGGUGGGAGCCUAUUUGCCAUCCAUGGGGACUGUGAAGCAUAUGACACACGCACUGACCGCUGGCACGUGGUGGCUUCCAUGUCCACGCGCCGGGCCCGAGUGGGCGUGGCAGCAGUUGGGAACAGGCUGUACGCUGUGGGCGGUUACGAUGGGACUUCAGACCUGGCCACUGUAGAGUCGUACGACCCUGUGACCAACACCUGGCAGCCAGAGGUGUGCAUGGGCACAAGGCGCAGCUGCCUGGGUGUGGCUGCCCUGCACGGGCUCCUGUAUGCAGCUGGUGGCUACGAUGGGGCCUCCUGCCUCAACAGUGCUGAGCGCUAUGACCCCCUGACGGGAACAUGGACAUCCAUCGCCGCCAUGAGCACCCGGAGACGAUAUGUGCGUGUAGCCAUGCUCGAUGGGAACCUGUACGCCGUAGGUGGUUACGACAGCUCAUCACACCUGGCCUCCGUGGAGAAGUACGAGCCCCAGGUGAACGCGUGGACACCUGUGGCCUCCAUGCUGAGCCGGCGCAGCUCCGCGGGUGUGGCAGUGCUGGAGGGGGCCCUCUAUGUGGCUGGCGGCAAUGAUGGCACCAGCUGUCUCAACUCGGUGGAGAGAUAUAGCCCCAAGGCUGGUGCCUGGGAGAGUGUGGCACCCAUGAACAUCCGAAGGAGCACGCAUGACCUGGUGGCCAUGGACGGCUGGUUGUACGCCGUGGGGGGCAACGACGGUAGCUCCAGCCUCAACUCCAUUGAGAAGUACAACCCGAGGACCAACAAGUGGGUGGCUGCCGCCUGCAUGUUCACGCGGCGCAGCAGCGUGGGUGUGGCGGUGCUUGAGCUGCUCAACUUCCCGCCGCCCUCUUCGCCCACGCUGUCCGUGUCGUCCACCAGCCUCUGACCUACGGCAGGGACUGCACAGAGGCCGACCCCGCGGCCUUCCACAUGCCUUAAGCCCCAAGGGGUGGCCCCACCUGGGGCGUCCUGCACCGUCUGUCCACGUCUUUGUCUGUUGAGGCCACCCGUUUGUGUUCAUUCCUCAGCGUUAGUUUCUCUGUGUGCCGUUUAUUUAUUUAUUCGUUUAUUUAUUCAUUAUUUAUUGGUGGAUGAGCAGCGCUGCAGCUCCCAGUUUAUACGUUUAGUCGAAGUGUCUGUGUCUCUGGGAGCAAGUUGCCCUUCAGGGUGUCCUACCAUCCGCUGGGGGCUCCAGGGAGCAAUGGGGGUGGACAUUUGGGCCAACUCUGCCUCUGCAGGUCUGGGGGAUCACGGGUCAGAUGCAGAGCAGCCAGGGUUAGUGGGGGGGCUUUCUAAUCAGAUACAGACCCCCCCCAGCCUGUACUUUGCACACCGCCUUUUCCUCCCCCAGCCAGGCACGCUCCCAGGGAGGGCACAAAUUGGGCUUCCUUCCUGUGGGGUAGUGUCUUUUCUGGAUCCUGCACUGAGCUGGGCACACGUGUGCCACAGACCACACACAGCAAUAUGAGUCGACUUGAACAAUAAACACGUUUCUUGGGCUCUGUGGGCCUGAGGCUGAGCAUCCA
Equus caballus (horse) is the source of this 3424-nucleotide messenger RNA. RefSeq names its product kelch like family member 17 (gene KLHL17). Gene Ontology annotation, molecular function: protein binding. NCBI's taxonomy places the organism in Eukaryota, Metazoa, Chordata, Mammalia, Perissodactyla, Equidae. The record is from RefSeq and is a predicted model, not a curated record.